CUGAAUACUUUGCUAGCUCCUUAGAAAGCCGUGUGUUGACACUAUUUCUCCUCAGUAAUAAUUAAUAAACUUCCUAUUUGAUAUUAUUUCCCGUGACGCCGGGUGUGGAUGAGGUGAUGUCCGGCUGUGUGGCGCUACAGACGCGGUUAGCCUCCGUGUUACAGGCUUUAAUCCACACGGCGGUGGCGGAGGUGUACAGAGUGCUGCAGCGCAGAGCCGAGCUCCUGGUACUGCAGAGUGAGGAGCUCCGGGAGCGGGUGCACGCGGACACCGAGCGGGCCAUGAAACAGUUUGUGUCCGUCAUGGAGGUCCUGGGGAACGAAGCUCUGGGGAAAAUCAUCAAGCUCGUGGACGAGAACCGGUUCCUGAUGGAUCUCGACUGUAAAAUGUUCUCAGGGAAAAGAGCGAAACCUCCAGGAAGUGUUCUGAACAUUCUCUCUGCUGGGAGGCCGGAAGAAGAACAUUCCUACGAUGGUCGUGGGCGGAGCUCCGAGGCGCGAGCAGGACACGAGGUGGGCGAGAGAUCAUGCACAGACACGGAGGAGUCUCAGCGUCCUGAAUCUCCGCUCACGCUGGCGGUGACAAUUAAGGACGACCUCGGGAACAUCGACCUGAAGGCCCUGAUCGCAGAUCAUCUUGACGUGCUGCCGGAGGAGGUGAGGACACACCCAGAGGACGGGGAGGAACGUCAGGACACCGUCAGUGCCGAGCGUUUUGUCUGUGCUCAGUGCGGGAGAGCGUUUGCGUCCAUGAGCUGCCUGGCGUCUCACCAGCUGGUCCACGGCAGAGACAAACCCUUCAGCUGCACGCUCUGUGGAAAAGCCUUCGCUCACAAGCAGAGCCUGGCAGAUCACCAUCGCAUCCACACCGCCGAGAAGUCCUUCAGCUGCAAAGACUGCGGCAAGUGCUUCGGGAAAGCCGCGCACCUGCGGACGCACGCCGCCGUCCACAGUGGAGAGAAGCCCUACGGCUGCGACGUGUGCGGCAAGACGUUCAGCAUCCCGCAGAACCUGACCCGGCACCGGCACACGCACACGGGCCAGAAGAACUUCCCGUGUUCCGUCUGCGGAAAGAGCUUCACCCGCUCGAAGACGCUGAUCACGCACCAGCUCAUCCACACGGGACAGAAACCGCACUCCUGUGCAGAGUGCGGACGAGCUUUCAGGCACCUCGUGAACCUGCGCAACCACGAGCGCAUCCACACAGACCUGCGGCCGUACGCCUGCGACCUGUGCGGGAAGACGUUCCGCCACACCGUCAACCUCAAGAUCCAUAAGCGCAUCCACACCGGCGAGAAGCCGUUCACGUGCAAGGAGUGCGGCAAGAGCUUCAGCCAGCAGAGCAGCCUGGUCUCGCACAGCCGCACGCAUUCCGACCUCAAACCCUUCGUCUGCGGCUACUGCGGCAAGCGCUUCAACAACGCCAACAGCCUGAAGCUGCACGAGCGCGUCCACACGGGCGAGAAGCCGUACGGCUGCGAGUUCUGCGGGAAGAGCUUCAGCCAGGGCAGUCACCUGCGCACGCACAAGCGCCACCUGCACGGGGGGGGCAAGCAGUACAUCUGCGACAAGUGCGGGAAGCGCUACUCCGACCCACGCAACCUCAAACUGCACAAGUGUGUGUACGCUUCAGCGUAGUCGCCGACGCCGAGAUCGGGAGUUCCGCAGGAGUACGACGCGGAUCGGAGCCGAUUGACGCCGUUUAUUUAGGGAUUAAUUCCCAUCGGGCUCUGGUGCUGCAUGUUGCAGUCGUGUUUUAUGUAAAAAAUAAACACUAAACAGGAUCUGGAGAAGCUGCUUUAUAUUUGUGUUACUUUCACACACAUGCUGUUUUUUUUUUUUUUACAAUAAAAGUAAAUUUAUAGAUUUGCAGAA
Clarias gariepinus (North African catfish) is the source of this 1874-nucleotide messenger RNA. RefSeq lists its product as uncharacterized. Bases 117 to 1637 code for a protein of 506 amino acids. Gene Ontology annotation, biological process: regulation of transcription by RNA polymerase II. The transcript is spliced from 4 exons. Gene Ontology annotation, cellular component: nucleus. The record is from RefSeq and is a predicted model, not a curated record. Gene Ontology annotation, molecular function: RNA polymerase II cis-regulatory region sequence-specific DNA binding; DNA-binding transcription activator activity, RNA polymerase II-specific. Lineage: Eukaryota; Metazoa; Chordata; Actinopteri; Siluriformes; Clariidae.